Messenger RNA from Poecilia latipinna (sailfin molly), 684 nucleotides. RefSeq names its product peptidyl-prolyl cis-trans isomerase FKBP1A-like. NCBI's taxonomy places the organism in Eukaryota, Metazoa, Chordata, Actinopteri, Cyprinodontiformes, Poeciliidae. Gene Ontology annotation, molecular function: peptidyl-prolyl cis-trans isomerase activity. Gene Ontology annotation, cellular component: cytoplasm; sarcoplasmic reticulum membrane. Bases 118 to 447 code for a protein of 109 amino acids. The record is from RefSeq and is a predicted model, not a curated record. The transcript has 5 exons. Gene Ontology annotation, biological process: protein peptidyl-prolyl isomerization.
UCCAGCUAUCAUCAGCACUUGGUGCAUUCCCUCCUAUCCGUUCACACCCCGCAACGCCUCCUCCUUCCGCUCCAAGUCCUCAGCGGUGGUCGACAGAAAGGAUACAGUAACGCGAAAAUGGGAGUAGAAAUUGAGACGAUAACUCCUGGAGACGGACGGACAUUCCCGAAGAAGGGACAGCGCGUCGUGGUGCACUAUGUCGGAACCCUGGACGAUGGGAAAGUUUUCGACUCCUCGAGGUCCAGAGGAAAGCCUUUUAAGUUCAAGAUUGGACAUCAGGAGGUUAUCCGAGGAUGGGAAGAGGGAGUAGCUCAGAUGAGCGUAGGCCAGCGGGCGAAGCUUAUCUGCUCCCCAGACUUUGCCUAUGGCAGUAAAGGUCACCCAGGGGUCAUCCCACCAAAUGCCACUCUCACCUUCGACGUGGAGCUGCUUGGGCUGGAAGCUUGAAACUCGUGCACUCUGCUUUGUUUAUUUCCACUCAGAUGUUUAGGGUUGACUCCUGUCCCGGGAACAUGGAGGGAAUAACGAUGAUUCCUGCAUAGGACCUACAUCACUUGUCUGUUGCCAUUUCAGAUUCAUGCAGAAUAAUCUCACUUGCUUUUAAACUUGAUUCAUUAUUACUGUCUAAGUUAGACUUUAAGUCAUAGGUCAGCCCAUCCCAUGUAUUUUUGCUCUGUUACUGGU